AUGACCGUCCCCAACAUUGGGGACAUCUUGGUGCUGUCGCAAAAGGCUUGGAAGAUUGGACGCACCUUUUCUGCUUGCCAAAAGAAUGCACCAGUGGAGCUUCAAUAUGUUGAGACGGAAAUUGGCAGCCUCGCAAAAUCACUGGCAUCGUUGGCAGAGACGCUGCACGCGGAGUCCGUGCGGCAGUUGUUACAGGACGCUGACCAGGAAAUAAAAGACGGCGUUGGCACCAUCCUAAGGUCUUGUCAACGGACUGUAGAUGAUCUUGACUCGCUGAUCGACCAAUACCAAGUCAUCAAGAAGCACCGCACAGUUGGAGGGUUCGCAAUCGAGCGCUCGUGGAGCGAUCUGGUAUUAUCCUCAUACAGGACGAUGAUCUGGACUCCCGAGGGCGGAAACCUCGCAGAUCUGAAAGAGAUGUUACAGACACAUACGAACUCUAUCGAUGAUCGCGGUUCGCUCGUCGAAUACUCGCACCGGAUAAACCAGGACGACCCCAGAGACGUCGAAAUGAUCCAGGCUUCCGAAGAAUGCAGGAUCGCCGUAGUACGGAAACGCAUAACCGACCCUGAGACGAAGGCAGUGCGCGUCGUGACAUCCGUAUGGGCGUUUAGCGACGACAACACCACCCGCGUGGAGCUACGUAUGGAAGACGACCAGAUGUACAUACCGUACUCUAGCUACUUCAACCCAGCCAAAGCCUCCAUCACAGUCCUCUGCGAGCUGAUAUUUCACGACGUCAAGCACGGCAACCGGCCAGUGCGUGUAGAAAAGACUAGCUGGGUCAACUACGUCUUUGACUCACCACAAGCGGCCGCACUCUUCCAAAACGAACUAAUGGGCCGCACCCUCCUUGCGACAUUCCGCACAGAGAAAACAAUGCGCAUCCACGAAGGCCUCUCCAAAUCCUUCUCCUACGCCGAGCAAAUGUGCGGACUGGAGAACCUCCGCGUCUGGGAAGAUAACGACACAGGCGCCAUCAUCGCCCUAAUCCAUUUCUCCGCCGACUUCCGAAACGGCUACUUAGCCUUCUACCUCAACUCCUCCGUCAACCCUAUCAAAGUGAAAGACGGCGGGGACAGAGAGGUCAAGAUCAAAGGGCUGAGGGUGCCGAUUGAUCGCGGCGAUCGCGCGAUGAGGAAAGACAGUUUUGCGGAAGCUGCCACUGCUUCUGUUACAGGGAAAGGCAAGGAGAAAGUGGGGGCUGGGAAGAGUGUGGACAAGGGGAAGGUUAUCAGCGGGGCGAAGAUUGAGUUUGCGACGGAGAUGGAGAAGAGGGAGUUUUUGGAGAUGUGUAGCGAGAUGCAGAGGGAGUUGAUUGAGUUGCCGGAUUUGCUGGGGGUUAAUUGA
Messenger RNA from Alternaria infectoria, 1350 nucleotides. RefSeq lists its product as uncharacterized. The record is from RefSeq and is a predicted model, not a curated record. Lineage: Eukaryota; Fungi; Ascomycota; Dothideomycetes; Pleosporales; Pleosporaceae. The coding region runs from base 1 to 1350 and encodes 449 amino acids. The transcript is spliced from 3 exons.